GUCAGAAUCCAAUCCGAAUCGAAACCAACAGCAAGCAAGAAGACACCAAGACACACAUGGGCCGUUCCCGUUCCUCUCGUCCUGCCGCUCGCCCGGCCCCUCGCCGCGCUCCGGCCCCAGCCCAGCCGCGUCGCCCCGCACCCGCACCCGCCCGCACACAGGCUGCUCCCCCUCCGGCCCAGCAGAGCUCCAGCAGUGGCGGCGGUAUGAUGAGCGGCCUCAUGGGCACGGUGGCCCAGGGCAUGGCUUUCGGCACGGGCAGCGCCAUUGCUCACCGCGCCGUGGGCGCUGUUGCUGGCUCGUUCUCGGGCGGCUCGGAUGCUCCGCAGCAGCAGGAGGCUGCUCCGGCUUCUCAGGACUAUCAGGCCACGCAGCCCCCGCAGCAGGACCACUGCGGUCCUGACCAGAAGGCCUUCCUCGAGUGCCUCAACAGCAACAGCAACGACAUCAGCUCCUGCCAGUUCUACCUAGACCAGUUCAAGCAGUGCCAGAUGCAGCAGCAGAACACCUUCAUGUAGACAAACCGAUCUGCUAAGCGCUUUUUGACGAAGAUGCGAGCGUGACACCACCGUACGCGGAAUAUCGACGAGUCCUUUUCAGAAUGGAUGCGUGGGUAAUUUUUGCAGUGUGAAAUAGCGGCGAGGUAAUGCGAGCACCAGACAGCAACACAAAUAAAUAAACUGCAUGUGCAACAUGCACGGGUUUACAAUUACCUAUCCUAUUCUACUGUAGGUUCUCACUCGUUUGU
Molecule: messenger RNA, 748 nt
Organism: Phytophthora nicotianae INRA-310
Lineage: Eukaryota; Oomycota; Peronosporomycetes; Peronosporales; Peronosporaceae
Exons: 1
Coding region: 57-518 (153 amino acids)
Biological process (GO): mitochondrion organization
Cellular component (GO): nucleus; mitochondrion
Source: RefSeq, a predicted model, not a curated record